Messenger RNA from Penicillium crustosum, 981 nucleotides. Its product is annotated as NAD-dependent epimerase/dehydratase family protein. NCBI's taxonomy places the organism in Eukaryota, Fungi, Ascomycota, Eurotiomycetes, Eurotiales, Aspergillaceae. Bases 1 to 981 code for a protein of 326 amino acids. The record is from RefSeq and is a predicted model, not a curated record. The transcript is spliced from 5 exons.
AUGCCUUCCGUUCUCCUCGUCGGUGCAUCUGGCAUGCUGGGAGCAUCACUCUCUCGGCAACUAAAGCAGAAAUACCCAACUUGGUCCCUGACUGUUUAUUACCGCAAUUCUCAGCUAGAUGAUUGGUUCCAGAACACCGUGGGUGUGGAUAAGGUUGAGCAUGGAACUUUUGAAGAUGUUUCCAGGGUCCGCACCCUUGCUUCCCAAAAUGAUAUCAUUAUUAACGCAGGGUCAUCGUUUGACCCAUCCUUGUCAAAGGCGAUUAUCGAUGGUUUGAAAGAAAGAAAACAUACUCUGAAAGGAACCUUGAUUCACGUCAGUGGUGGUGGAAACUUCAUUGAUGGCAGAACGGAUGGGAAAUAUGAUCCAGCUGGGAAGGUGUGGAAUGAUGCAUCCGAAGACGAUAUCAAACAAGUCAACCCUAGUAUGCUCAAUGGAGCAGCCGACCGCCUUAUUCUGGACGCAGGUAAUGAAGGAAACAUCAAUACCUUCAUUGUGUGCAUGGCAUUGACCUAUGGUCUUUCCGAUGGCCCUUUCCCAUCCAUUGGUGUGGGAUACAAGAUCUUGACCAGCAAUGCGCAGUCCCUAGGAUAUGUGCCUUACGUCGGUGAUGGAAGUAGUGUCUUGAGUGUGGUUCAUAUUGAUGAUGGUCUCAAAUUUCUCUUGCGGAUCGUGGACAUCGCCGCGACCCAUAAAGUAGUUGGCUCUGCGGAGAGCCGUUACUAUAUCACAUACGGUGAAAGAGUUUCUUGGAAGGACGUGGCCAAGGUGUUGGCUAGAACUUUGCACAAAAAAGGGGUCUUGCCGUCCCCCGAGCCGCGCAGUGUGUCCAUUGAAGAGGCUGGUCAAGGCGAAAUCCCCAAGCUGCUGGGAUCUAACAUGCUGGUGCAAGGUGACAGGGCAACGGAGUUGGGAUUCAAAGCUGAAGCCAAGUCUAUCUUGGAGUCCAUCCCAGAGGACCUGGACGUUGUCGACUUUUAA